Molecule: messenger RNA, 983 nt
Organism: Polistes canadensis
Lineage: Eukaryota; Metazoa; Arthropoda; Insecta; Hymenoptera; Vespidae
Gene: kappaB-Ras
Product: NF-kappa-B inhibitor-interacting Ras-like protein
Exons: 2
Coding region: 310-915 (201 amino acids)
Biological process (GO): canonical NF-kappaB signal transduction
Molecular function (GO): GTP binding; GTPase activity
Source: RefSeq, a predicted model, not a curated record
AGUACUUAAUAUUGCCCACAGGUGGUCAAAGUAGGUAAUAUAAAUCUAGUUAGGAAAAAAGUUGUCUUGUUAGCUUCUAUGUAGUUUUGUAUUCAUUGGAAAUAUUAAGUAAUGUUAGGCAUUAAUUACAAGAACAAAAAUAAGGUUUAUAAGAGUUUGACAAAAUAGAUAAAAGUAGGAAUUAUGCAAAUGUGGCAACGUGAAGUUUACGAACGGGAUGCAUCAUCACUGCAUGUGUAAAUUCCAAGAUGUGACGUAGAAGGUAAAAGUAAUGAAAUCGUGGUAAGAACAACCAGCCAGAUUCUAAAUAUGGGGAAACCAACAAGAGUAGUUGUUUGUGGAAUGAAAGGUGUAGGAAAAACUGCAUUGUUGGAACAGCUCAUUCAUGGAAAUGUCACACCUAAGACGGAAAUACAUCCAACGAUAGAAGACAUUUAUGUUGCUAAUAUAGAAACUGAUCGUGGUACAAAGGAGAGAGUAAGAUUCUAUGACACCGCAGGCUUGGAAUCAUUGCAGAGCAAUGCGAACAACCAACAACUUCCUCGACACUAUCUUGGAUUUGCUGAUGGAUAUAUUUUAGUUUACGAUACAACCAAACCUGAAUCGUUGGAUGUUCUGUUGCCAUUGAAAAAGGACAUCGAUAAGAACAAGGAUAAGAAAGAAAUAACAGUAGUAGUUUUAGGUAAUAAAACUAAUAAUGAAAAUAAAUCAAACAGUUUAGAGAAUACAUCUAAUAAGGGUAGUAAUUGGUGUACCAGGGAAAAGAUCAAACAUUAUGAAGUCAACGUAAUGGAUAGACAAACUUUGUUCGAACCUUUCAUUUUCUUAUCGUCUAAGUUAAAUCCACCUCCAAACAAAAGUACAUUUCCGCAAUUGAGUAUGGGUAGGAAAAUAAUUAAAACCGAGACUCCAUAAGAUAUAAAGAAAAAAAAACAAAGAUAUCGUUUAAUCUAAUUCUAAUGAAUAUAUGAAAGUAAUUUAUC